GCCUGAGGCACCCGAUUUCAACCAACCCGGCGAUUCGCCAACCUAACUCGAUGACAUUCGCGACACUUGCGAACAGCAAGCUUCGGAGCUGUAUUUCAAUCAACUAGGGAACGUGGGCUUCGUGUAUGCUCCCAAUUCUCUCUUGUUAUAGUAUUUCGAAGCUAACAUAAUUAAAUAGGCCGAAAAUACCGCUACAAUGAUUCCCUUCGAGUCGCUUCUUCCCUACGGGAUCAUCAUCGCCAUGUUUGGCGUGACGGGUGCCGGGAUGAACAAGAUCAAGAACAUGCAGAGCGGUGGCAAGAGGCACAGAUGGUCGGUUGACCAGUGGGAUAAGCAAAGUACGAUUGAAGCUUCAUAUUUAAGGGAAAUAUUGCCAUUCGGUGUGCUGACAUUUGUUUGCAGUGAUGGACCGCGACAGGAGGCUUACUGGAUACUUGCGAGGGCAAACAGACAACCCCAUAGCGCCGCGGGGGUUCGAAUUAAACAACCCCUGGAGAGUAAGUAAUCCGGACCAGCAGUAUAGGCGACAUGGAGGCUUACGUAUAACAGGUCGAGAGGAGGAUGUCAUAAACCAACGAAGUCAAGACGCCUGCGGCAGACAAAU
Molecule: messenger RNA, 604 nt
Organism: Chaetomium fimeti
Lineage: Eukaryota; Fungi; Ascomycota; Sordariomycetes; Sordariales; Chaetomiaceae
Exons: 3
Coding region: 197-505 (102 amino acids)
Source: RefSeq, a predicted model, not a curated record